Molecule: messenger RNA, 354 nt
Organism: Procambarus clarkii (red swamp crayfish)
Lineage: Eukaryota; Metazoa; Arthropoda; Malacostraca; Decapoda; Cambaridae
Source: RefSeq, a predicted model, not a curated record
AUGAUGCUUCUCAAGGUUCGAACUGCGAUAAACACCUACGCGAACUGUACACGUAAUCCAGUAGUAUAUUCUUACGACGCGUUUGUUGUCGCUGCCGCACUGCUUGCUGGGGGUCUCUACCCCACUCGUCAGACUCCCGCCAGCUACGAGUUCCGGUACGGGAUCAAGGACGACCUCUCUGACAACGACUACGGUCACCUGGAGAACCGUGAGGGGGACUUCACCCAGGGGUCGUACCACGUCCAACUCCCCGACGGCCGCCUCCAGAAGGUGACGUACUCCGUCAAGGGGGACUCUGGAUUCGUUGUUCAAGUCACCUAUGAAGGCGAGGCAGGGCCCCCUGCAGCUGUCUGA